Scatophagus argus is the source of this 4443-nucleotide messenger RNA. RefSeq names its product KN motif and ankyrin repeat domains 3 (gene kank3). Lineage: Eukaryota; Metazoa; Chordata; Actinopteri; Scatophagidae. Bases 279 to 3236 code for a protein of 985 amino acids. The record is from RefSeq and is a predicted model, not a curated record. Gene Ontology annotation, biological process: negative regulation of actin filament polymerization. Gene Ontology annotation, molecular function: protein binding. Gene Ontology annotation, cellular component: cytoplasm; cytoskeleton. The transcript is spliced from 12 exons.
AGCAGCCCGAGGGAUCGAUUGACGCGCGUGAAACUGAUGCAUAUUGAUUAGCUGAAUGUUGCCUGACUGAUCGACUCUGAACAAACGACGAAAACAAACAAAAACGGUUUACUCUGCGUGUGUUGUAGUUAGGAGCUGUUUGAAGUGUUUGUGGUGAAUUGAUCGGCUGUGUGGACCAGGGAGGAGGGAAACCAGCCUGAACUCCAGCUGAGUGGCUGCGAGAGGCGUUGAUUUGAAGCCGAGUGUGUGUGUGCUGAAAGGUCCAACUCCUGAAAAAAAUGACUCAGUCAGUGCAAGUGAACCCAAAGCUGCCCGAUUUGGGCUCUCCAUUCAUCUACUCCAGUCAGGAAGAGGCUGACCAGCAUGGCUCCUACUCAGUCCAGACUCCGUACGGUUUCCAGCUGGAUCUGGACUUCCUGAAAUAUGUAGAAGAGAUAGAAAGUGGGCACAAUCUCCGUAGAGCACCUGUCAGCUCCCGGCGCUCUGGCCGAGGGGUCAGACUCUCUCAGAGGAGUCCAAGUGUGGGGGGACGUAACAGUGCCUGGACAUCCACAGAGUCUCUGUCAUCCCCGGCCAGUGAGGACGGCAGGGUUCCCCCACCGCCACCGCCACGAAACCGCCUUGGUUCAGCACCCUGUGAAGGGCUCUGUCUUUCCCCUGUGACCCUCCUAAGUGUUCCUCCUCUAUCUGCCGGGGCCAAGGUGCCACCCCCUCCACCACAGCGCAACCCCAGAGUUGAGCGGACUCUUCUGGAAACCAGCCGGCGCCUGCAACAGGAACAAACCCACCAGCACCAGAACGGUGGGCGUUUCCAGCUCGCAGAUCCUCCCAAACAGUCCUUAGCCUCUCCAUCCACUCAGCCUCUGCAGACUAAACCCAGUCCUCAUACCUCUGGGCUCAGCACUCCAGCUGCUGGCACCACAAUGACUCCAAUCCCACCCAGCCAGCUGCAGACAGUUAGAGAGCAGAUGGCUACAGCCUUGAAACAGCUGAAGGAGAUGGAAGAGAGGGUAAAGGGUGUUCCAGCACUUGAGAAAGAGCUGGCCAAGCUUCGUGCAGAGAAAGAUAUGCUCCUGUUAGCCCUGCAGGAGAAAAAAGUAGCCAUGGAGAUGACCCGGCAGAGGCAACCGUCCACAGAGUCUUCUACCCAAACUGUAGAAAAGCUUCAAACCGACAACAGUAUCCAAAGUCGGUUGACUGCACCAACCUCACCAGGGCAUAAAGGCCUCGGAAAAUCUGGAGAGUUGAAAAGGCUGACUGAGAAGUUUGAGGGGAAAGCUACAGAACCUUCAUCGAAAGUUUUAGCAAAAACUCCAGAAAAAAUGUCUGUUGUUGACAAAAAAUCAGUGGCUGUCGGGGACGACGUGCCGAUGGACUCUGUUGUUUUCUACUACAGCCAGGGCGUGAAAGAUGCCUCCGAGGGCACCACGGUAAAUGUUUGUGAGAAAGGCAUGAGAACAGAUGUCCCUCUGGUCCAUGAGGAGGGAACACAAACCAGGGUGGAGACAGAAGAGGCUGAGGUUUGGGUCAUGGAAUCACUACUUGGGCUGACGACCGAAGCACAGCGAGAGAUUGACACCUUACAGGACACCAUUAAAUUUCAGCAGGAGUCCAUUGCGGCUCUAGAGGACCGGCUGAUUGUUGCCGACAAAGACCUGGUGAUCCUUAAAGCCCAGAUGGAGAAGAAAACAUCCAAAGUCACCUUUGAAAAGGGGGUUCUUGCAAAACCAGACAUGACCAAUGCUCAGGUGGAGACAUGGACUCCUGUGUUGAAGCAUGCUACCGUUCUGUGCUGUCCUGAGGUGAACGAUGCAUGUGUAGGUGACCGUUUAACAGCAGAUCAGAUGGAACAAGGCACCCAGACUCAUGCUUUCGUGGAAACAACAGAAGCAGCUCCUGUUGUAAUGGUCAGCACUGGGUGCCAGUGGGAAAACUUGUUUGAAGAAAAGAUGGAGGAGCAGAAAGUGCCAAAAAGGAGACAGUUGACCAUAUCUGAAUACAAGGUCUCAGUAGAGGAAGUGGUCAGUAUGAGUGAGAAGAAAGAGGAAGAGGAAGGAGAGAAGAGCACAACUAGCAACACUAAGACAGGUAUGCUGAAAUCAAUCAUGAAGAGGAAGGAUGGGAGUAACUCCGGCACCACUGGCAAGAAGAGCCUCCAGUUUGUUGGUAUUCUAAAUGGAGGGUAUGAAUCUACAUCCAGUGAAGAGGAGGAGGAGGAGGAAGAAGAGGAGGAAGAUGGAAGUUCUUCUGUGGAAAGUGGGGAAGGUGACUGCUUGGACAGCACAGAGGAGGAUGAGGCAGCUCUGGAGGAAGAAACGUCUGAGGAGGAGAGAAACAUCAACCUGGAUGAGAGUGAUACUGAUGAGGAAACCCUGAGAGCCACAAAUUAUUCAUCUGAUGGUGUGAAAGAGAAGUUUGAGCUGAGCUCAAAAAUGCGUGAGGCCUGCCUCAUCCUGAAGAAUCACCUGAACGAUGACAUCAAAACACUGAAGAGUAAGGAAGUGCUCUCCAGCACCCACACCGUCCAGCUUGAGUGGUUCCGCAUCUCUAGCGCCAAGAUGGCUCAGUCUUCACGGGUCUCGGACUACUUGAUGGCGUUUUCUGAGGUGUCGUCAAUGCUGCUGGAACACGUGGUCAACAUGAUCGAUGGCAAUGGGAACACGGCUCUCCAUUACAGUGUCUCCCACUCCAACUUCGGUGUGGUGGGUCUGCUGCUGGACACAGGUGUGUGCAACGUGGACAAGCAAAACAAGGCGGGCUACACGGCCAUCAUGCUGGCUGCUCUCUCUACUGUGAAAGAGGAGGAGGAGGACAUGGCUGUGGUGAAGAAGCUCUUCAGUCAGGGGAAUGUCAAUGCCAAGGCUAGCCAGGCGGGCCAGACAGCGUUGAUGCUGGCCGUUAGCCACGGCCGGCUGGAGAUGGUUCGGGCGCUGCUGGAGUGUGGCGCUGACGUUAAUGUGCAGGACGACGAGGGAUCCACAGCUCUGAUGUGUGCUAGCGAACAUGGCCGUGCUGAGAUCGUCAAACUGCUCCUGGAACAGCCCGGCUGUGACAUAUCCAUCGUUGAUAAUGAUGGCAGCAAUGCUCUGUCCAUCGCACUGGAGGCUUCCCACAAUGACACAGCUGUGCUGCUCUACGCCCAUAUGAACUAUGCCAAGACCCAGACUGCUGCGGGGAGUCCAAAGGCCCAGCCGAGGAGCCCCAACAGCCCUCACAAGUCCUGGCCUUCAGACUGACAGGAUCAUGGCCUCGUCAGCAACCAUAACUGGAUCUGAGCUGUGAAAAGCUCCACUGGAAUUUACUUAUAAUAUAUAUGUAUUUAUAUAUAUAUAUAUUGCCAUAUGUCCUGCAUUUAUAAGUAUUGUUAAUAUGAGAAUAUUAUUUUUCCAUAAAAUUUGUGAACUGGUUAUAUUAUAUACUUGACUAACUCUUAGCAUGUCUAAAUGAGGUGUCCAACACGUGUUGUUUCUGUGACAGGAGAUGAGACCUUACAUUUAUAAAUUUGCACUUCACUAAUAUUUUAACGUUAAGGGCAACACACACUGGUGGUAUGUGAUGCACAUCUGAAAACCUGCACCCCUUAUUUUUCACUUAAGCCCACAUGCUGAUACAUUACGUGCUUCACGUUAAAUCCCCGUGCCAGGAAAUGUAUGCUGGUUCCCUGGACUGGCACAUCCUGGCUAUCUUUACUACUUGUGUCUGCAUGUCCAGCAUGAGGUGACGAAAGACAUCAAAUGACACAACACAGGCCAUGUGUGACCCUCCAGUUUUCUCUGUCUGUCGUGCCUUGGCUAACUGAUCUGUGAACCUCUUCACCUUCAUAGUCAGCACUGUCUGUGCAUUGUAUGUCCAUAUAUAUAUACACACAAACAUAUAUAUAUAUAUAUAUAUAUUCAAGUUUGAAAUAAACAUUUACAUAAAGGUUGAUCAAAACUGUUUCUGCAACUGUUCUUUAGACUGGGUGAAGGUGGAGUACAGAAAGACCAUCUCCUCCAAACACACAAAUAAUUUCCAUGACUCGUUAGCAGCUUUGUUGACACACCUUAAUGGUUUGUGCUGUUACCAGUACUGGGAUGCUUAACAAGUUGCAGCUAUCGCAGAGUGUACGAAUACACUGUUUCAAGUAAAAGUCCUGCAUUCAAAAUUUAGUAGAUGGACAAAAUUAUUAGCAGCAAAGUCUAAUUUAAGUACCAAAUUAUUGCAAAUCCUCAGAUGGUCUGAUUUAAAUGUAUUCUAACAGGUUUCACAUACAGUACACGUGAAUAUAUUUCUGUUGGGUUUCUGACCAGUCCUCAAAGCUACAGUCCUGAAAAACUUAAACAGAGAAUCAAAUCCAGAGUUCUGGGUCUUGUCAUAAUAAGAGUCUGGCAACAGUCACAGGUUUCUGUUGUCUGCCGAUAUUUUAUUUUGACUGCACUAUAGGCCCAAGGUGUGCAAUUAAUA